Messenger RNA from Aspergillus piperis CBS 112811, 996 nucleotides. Its product is annotated as putative protein kinase. The record is from RefSeq and is a predicted model, not a curated record. The transcript is spliced from 4 exons. Lineage: Eukaryota; Fungi; Ascomycota; Eurotiomycetes; Eurotiales; Aspergillaceae. Gene Ontology annotation, biological process: spliceosomal complex assembly; regulation of mRNA processing; protein phosphorylation. The coding region runs from base 1 to 936 and encodes 311 amino acids. Gene Ontology annotation, molecular function: protein kinase activity; ATP binding.
AUGAAGAUCCUUCUUCAGUUCAGUCGAUUCUCUCGACUGCCAGUUCUCCCAAGAAGGGCCAUGUCAUCUAGCUGUCCCAUUCUGGACUCAACAAAGACAAUAGAGGAAGAACGAAUGCCUGCGUAUGAGCGUGGUCUCUACUAUCCAGUGAAGCUUGGUGAUGUAUUUCAUUCUAGGUACCAAGUUAUCAGCAAAUUGGGUUUUGGGGCAAACUCAACGGUGUGGUUCGGUCGUGACUUGCAACACCACCGGUAUAUAGCGCUGAAAGUAUACAUCAGCAGCUCGAGGGGCAACCAAGAGGUGCGCGUAUUGGAGCACCUUUCGCGGAUAAAGUCACAGCAUCCUGGCAGCAGUCUCGUCCGCCAAAUGAUAGAGAAAUUUGAGCUUACGGGUCCCAAAGACAUACAUCAGUGCAUUGUUUACGAACCUCUGUCAACAAGCCUCCUGCAUUUCCAGGCAACAUUGGACCCAAUGAGCCUUCCUGAGGACCUACUAAAAGGGGCACUGCAGCAGCUUUUACUGGCCCUUGAUUAUCCACAAUCAGAGGCGCAUGUAAUACAUACUGAUAUCCAAGCAAAGAAUAUCAUCAUUGCUGCAAAAGACGAUUCAGUUUUCCGGGAAUGGGCUGAUGGCAGAGGACCAGACGGUUGCCAUUCAGAUGCGCAACUUCUGGCCGAAAUGGUAGCGAUGCUGGGGCCUCCACCAGUGGGAUUGCUUCGUAAAUCACCUCGCAGCCUGGAGUACUGGGACUCGUCAGGCCAAUGGAAGGCAUCUGAGAAGAUCCCAUCUAUUUCAUUGGAUGAGUCAGAAGAGUAUCUAGAAGGUGAGAACAAGCAGAUGUUCAUGAACUUUAUGAAGAAGAUGCUUCGAUGGGAUCCAGAAGAGAGACAGAGCGCCCGCGAACUAUUGACAGAUCCGUGGUUGACAAGUUCAUAGUGAACUGUAUUAGUAUCAGGGAAAAUAAUGUACAAUAGCUUAAUAUACAAUAUAAUAAAC